This is a messenger RNA of Hemiscyllium ocellatum (epaulette shark), 994 nucleotides long. RefSeq names its product NOP2 nucleolar protein homolog (yeast) (gene nop2). Bases 40 to 894 code for a protein of 284 amino acids. NCBI's taxonomy places the organism in Eukaryota, Metazoa, Chordata, Chondrichthyes, Orectolobiformes, Hemiscylliidae. The transcript is spliced from 5 exons. The record is from RefSeq and is a predicted model, not a curated record. Gene Ontology annotation, biological process: rRNA base methylation; maturation of LSU-rRNA. Gene Ontology annotation, molecular function: rRNA (cytosine-C5-)-methyltransferase activity; RNA binding. Gene Ontology annotation, cellular component: nucleolus.
CGGUGACUCUAUUCCUCCCCCCCCCCCCCAGCCCAGCUGAUGAAGAACACCGGGGCGAUUGUGGCAAACGACAGUAACCGGGAACGGCUCCGGAGCGUCGUGGGGAAUCUGCACCGGCUCGGGAUCACCAACACUGUCGUCUGCAACUACGACGGCCGGGAAUUUGCCCGGGUGAUGGGAGGGUUUGACCGGGUGCUCCUGGAUGCUCCGUGCAGUGGGACCGGUGUCAUUUCCAAAGACCCAGCCGUCAAGACCACCAAGGAUGACAAAGAUAUCCAGCGGUGUGCCCACCUGCAGAAGGAGCUGUUACUCUCCGCUAUCGACUGUCUGGACGCCAACUCUCGGACUGGAGGGUACUUGGUGUACUGUACCUGCUCUGUCAUGGUGGAGGAGAACGAAUGGGUGGUGGACUACGCCCUGAAAAAACGCAACGUCAAAGUGGUGCCCACCGGCCUGGAAUUCGGGAAAGAGGGAUUCACCCGGUUCCAGGAGCGUCGUUUCCACCCCUCGCUGCGCCUCGCUCGCCGUUUCUACCCACACACGCACAACAUGGACGGCUUCUUCGUGGCCAAGCUGAAGAAAUUCGCCGACGGCCCGCCCCCCCAGCGGGCAGGAGGGGACGGGGAGACUGCCCCCUCCCCCGCCCCCCAGGGGCAGGAGGGAGCUGGAGCCGGCGACGUCAAGGGGGCCGCACCCCCACAGACCGGGCCUCAGGCUGCGGGCCGGAAGGUCAAAGGGCGCGGGCUAUCGCAGACUAGGCCUCAGGCUCCGGGCCGGAAGGUCAAAGGGCGCGCGCUCUUUCAGAAUCGGCCUCACCUUCCGGGCCGGAAGGUCAAAGGUCGCGCGCCCUCUCAGGCCCCUCGCCGGAAGGUCAAGGGUCGCCCGGCCGCCUGAGAGCGGGGCCACGCGGGAUUUCCGGAACGUUCUCAGCCUGGUUUUUAAUUUGUUCCGUUAUCUAUUUUGUUUUGUACAAUUAAAGAGUGUUUGAAAUGGC